UUAGACAUACUUAGAUUAUACUGUUAUAUAUUGUGAUACGUUGUUGUUAGUUGUGAUUCUAUGAUUCUGAUGACUGUGACAAUGUGAAUCUGUUGAGAAGUUCUGGAUUGCAUGUCACUUGUCCCUUAUUUGUGAAUUUUUGAUCCUUUGAUUAGGGUUUCUAUGAUUAUGUGGACUGUGACAAUGUCAAUCUGUUGAGAAGUUCCAGGUUGCGUGUCACUUGUCCCUUAUUUGUGAAUUUUUGAUACUUUGAUUAGGGUUUCUAUGAUUCUAUGGACUGUGACUUUUUAGAAUCACUUAGUUGUGAUUGUAUGAUUUGUCUGUAUUGUUUGUGGAAGCCCCUAAGUCCCUAACCCCUGUUGGUUGUUGGAUGUUGCCUGUGUUGGUGAAAAUGGUGGAAGCCCCAAUUGUAACUACCAACUGUGAAAUCCAGUAAAAUGAUGAAUGUACACUUCAGGCUUUCAGGUUCUUGAUUUCUGGAUUUCUUUGUCACUUUGUGUGAUUAAUAUGAUACUGUGAUUGUAUCCCUGUAUGCCUGUAUGUUACUAUGUUUAUAACUUAUAAGUUAUAAGUUUAUGGAUGUAUGACCCUUAAUAGUUAAUUCCUUAAAGUCCCAAUUAUGAAAUUUAGAAAAAUGAUGAAGUUAUGAAGUGUCUGUCUUCUGAUUCUGGAUUUCUCUACUUCUCUUAGUUGUCUGUGACUAUCUGAUUUUGUUCAAUAUGUUUCCCACUUUGUGGUGACCACUAUACUGAUAGUAUUCCAUUUACUUAGAUGGAAAAUAUCAUAGAGUCUGGAAGUCAACCUUCUAAAUCUUCAAUUGAUGGGUCUACAGUGGUGGAAGCCCAAACUGUUGACACAAAUAAUCAACAGAAUGUGCAACCUACUACUGCAGUUCCUGAGAAGAAGAGGAAGAUUGUUGAGUCCAAAUCACCAGUGUGGGAUCAUUAUGAAAAAAUUAAGGAUAAUAAUGAUGUUACUAUCAAAGGCAAGUGUAUAUAUUGUGCCAAAAUUUAUCAAUGUCAAGCUAAAAAGCAUGGUACUACCUCCUUGAGAAACCACAUGUUUAGCUGUCUGAAAAACCCCACUCUAAAGACACUAGACAAUCACUGUUAACCUUUCAAGCUAUUACAAAUUCUGAUGCAUCUCCUCCUACUGUUGGUGAGUUAGGAACUUGGGUCUUUAACCAGGAAGCUAUUAGGAGGGCCUUGGUUGAAAUGAUUAUAAUAGAUGAACUGUCUUUUAGAUUUGUGGAGGGUCCAGGGUUUAGGAAGUUCAUUCUGGUGGUUUGUCCUAGGUUUAAGAUUCCAUCUAGAUGGACAAUUAGUAGGGACAUCAAUCUGAUUUAUGAAGAGGAAAGAUUGAAGUUGAAAUGUGUUUUUAGGGGGAACACUCAAAGAGUCAGUAUUACAACUGACACUUGGACUUCUAUUAAGAGAAUUAACUACAUGGUAGUGACUGGCCAUUUUAUAGAUGAAGAGUAGAAGCUUCAUAAGAAGAUUAUCUCAUUUGUCCCUAUUACAUCACGUAAGGGUGAGUCUGUUGCAAAAGUCCUUGAAACCUGUUUGCUUGAUUGGGGGAUUAGGAAUGUGUAUAGAAUAACAGUAGACAAUGCUUCAUCUAAUGACAUUGCUAUAGGUUUUUUAAAAAAGAAAUUGAUGUCUUGCGGAACAUCUACUGUGAAGGGCAAGUAUAUUCACAUGAGAUGUAUUGCCCAUAUUCUGAACCUUGUUGUCCAAGAUGGCCUGAAACAAUGUGAUGCUUCUGUGAAGAGGGUAAGGGAGGCUGUAAGAUAUGUGAGGAGUUCACCUGCUAGACUUAAGAAAUUUAGGGACUUGGCUGAGUGGAAUGGGAUUGAACAGAAAUCUUCUUUAUGUCUAGAUGUUCCAACCAGAUGGAACUCUACAUAUCUUAUGUUUCAAUCUGCAAUUACAUAUGAGAAAGUGUUUGAGUCACUUGAAGAAAGUGAUAGUUCCUUCAAAUCAAAUUUGUCUGAUUCUGUUCCUAAUUUUCUUGAUUGGGAGUCUGUGAAGAGUUUGGUGGAGAUCUUGAAAUGUUUUUAUGAAAUGACAAUAAGAAUUUCUGGUUCUUUAUAUGUCACUUCUAACACUUUCUUUUUUGAAUUUUCUGAUUUAUACUGCAUCUUGAAUGGAAUGGUGGAAGCUGGAGGGUCUGUGAAACUGAUGGGAGAAAAUAUGAAGGCUAAAUUUGAGAAAUAUUGGGGGGAUAUAGAUAAAAUGAACUUGAUGAUAUUCUUUGCAAACAUUCUAGACCCCAAAGACAAGUUAGAGUACAUGGCAACACAGAUGAAUCACAUGUAUGGUGAGGUAAAAGGUAAACCCUACUAUGAGAAAGUGAUUGCAGCCUUGAAAGAGUUGUUUAAUGAUUAUGCUGCCUCUACUCCUGCUUCUUCCACUACUGGUUCUGUCAGUACUCCUAUUGAUUUUUCACAGUCUACAGUUGGGAGGCCCCAACAUUUGUUAAAGUCACAGAUUAAGAAACAAAGAUUGGAGAGUGGGGGAAUGAAAAAAACAGAGUUAGAAAUUUACCUUGCUGAGGCAAUAGUUGAAGAGGAAACUUCUUUUGACAUACUUAGAUGGUGGAAGUUGAAUGCUGAAAGGUUUCCUAUCCUUUCUAAGAUAGCUAGGGAUGUUUUAGCUAUACCAAUAUCUACUGUUGCCUCAGAAUCUGCCUUCAGUACAUCUGGGAGGAUUUUGGAUCCUUUUAGGAGUUCAUUAACUCCUAAAAUUGUGGAAGCUUUGGUCUGUACUCAGGAUUGGCUUAGGCUACCAAAUACCCCCUUAUCAAUUGAGGAAAAUCUAGAGGAAUUGGAGAGAUUUGAACAAGAAAUUGGUACUGAUGGUUUCUCGACUCUUAAUCUCUGUAGAGCCUCUGUUUUCAGCUAUUUCGUAACAUCUAACACACCUUACUCUUAUUGCUUUCUCCCUAUCUAGGGGGCCAAUAUCUUUUACAGCAACAUACAUUGGCAUGGUUUCUUUGCAGAUAUUUUGGUUUUUUUUUUUUUUUCUAAUUGACAAGUGAUUCGAACUGAAGAUAGGGUGAAGUUGGGAGUGGAUGUCUCCAUCGACAGAGGCUUAUAUACAAUGUAAAACUGGAUUUCAAAAUCUAUGAUGUUAUCUUGGAAGCAUGAAUGGUCAUGGAGACCUUUCAGUUUCCAAGAGCAUGGUGAUCAGACAUUACAUCAUUGAGUCUCUUUAGUAUGAGUCUAUUUAUAUUUAUUUAUUUUAGAUUUGAGAAGUAUGUUUUCGAAGCAGUGUUUAAUAUGAACACUCUCUUUAGAAGUGUGUAAUUAUUAGAAGUCUAUUUAAAUUGCUUUAUUUUACUUGGUAUUAUCAAA
Molecule: messenger RNA, 3355 nt
Organism: Ipomoea nil (Japanese morning glory)
Lineage: Eukaryota; Viridiplantae; Streptophyta; Magnoliopsida; Solanales; Convolvulaceae
Product: zinc finger BED domain-containing protein RICESLEEPER 2-like
Exons: 2
Coding region: 1656-2951 (431 amino acids)
Molecular function (GO): DNA binding; protein dimerization activity
Source: RefSeq, a predicted model, not a curated record